Molecule: messenger RNA, 2643 nt
Organism: Penicillium salamii
Lineage: Eukaryota; Fungi; Ascomycota; Eurotiomycetes; Eurotiales; Aspergillaceae
Source: the annotation of a GenBank genome assembly
AUGGAAUCACUCGUAUAUGAGAACUCGCCUCUGGCCGAAUACCUGGAAGGACAUGACGAGAGCUGGCCCGUGGAAGAGAACCAAAGCGACGAUGAUCAUACCACCCUCAACUUUGCCCCCCGAGGGUCUUCCAAAUUCCAGGACCGCGUACGAAACAAACUCCCGAAGCCUCUCGACCUAGGAACACCCCAAGGACAGUUGAUCGGGAAAAUCUAUGAGGCGUGCUCGUCCGCGCUAAAUGCCCGAUUAACGCGAAGCGACAACGAACGAUUCUUAGAACAAUUCGGCUACGUGAUUGUUGCCUCACAGCUCUUGAAUGAGCACAGCGCCCCCUCCUACACCUCCGCCUCCGACGUCCACUCCGCGAAACAACCCGCAGCACUCCCGUCCCUAUCUACAACUUUUGGAAUUCAAGGCGCUAUUGUCACCGCCUGCACAUCAUUCUCUAUUGCAUGGUUAUUACAUUGGAGCCGGUCGAAGACCGGAUCGGGGGUUAGUCUAAAGAAAGUUGGUCUACUGUUGGUACUGGUUCCGGCUGUUGGGGUUUUGUUCUACGUUUUCGCAAAACGCCAGUGGCUAAAGUACCUGCGGCAUCAAGCUGUUGAGGCAGCGGGGACUUUUAUUGGAAAUGCCCAGGGUUUCGAUCAUGCUGCUUCGGCUUCGGUUGUCUUCAUUCAGGAGGUGGAACUGGUGUCACGGGGGUAUCGGAUAAGUACCCCUUUACCGCCGAUCAGCCGACUUGAGGAGGUAGUGCAGACACGGCGCUGUCUAAGACUGCGCCGAGCAGUGUCAGAGUGCUUCUCCUCAAUGCUCGAGCGAUAUAUCCAAUCUCAAAACACUUUGCGCCCGCUCACAGAGGAGGGUAACCUUGCCAAGUAUUACGACAUUUACGAUAUUGGACUGGAGGAACUCGAGGUGAUUGAACUCUCGGUGUCCCAGAGAACACACGAAGAUCAGUACUCCCUACGUUACCUCCGAGAUCUCUUUGGCAAAUUGUACAGCAUACGCAAAAGCGUUUUAUGCUGUUUGUUGGCGCUGAGUGCGGAUGGUGGAGGAUCUGACAUCACGAGAUGGAGCUCUGCUGUCGAGGAAAUGCGUGAGCUCGCUGCAGUGACUGGUGCUAGCAUGUCGAAAAUGACUGCAAUUCUGAGCGAGGAGGAUAGCGAACAAAACAUCCCUCCAUCCCCAUUACCUUCAGCUUCAUCAAGCAAGGAUCACCUGCGAGCUCAAUACCGACGCCUCAACUCUCUUUCACAGGGGGUCCGUGCCUUGCAUGCGAAAAUGCACAUCGUCAGCGAGGAGUCACAUGCAAAUCUCGAGCGUGCAGAUGCCGAGGAGUUCGAGGCUACACUCCUUGCACAAUAUGACUCAGUUGGCAGUGACCUGCGUGCUCUGCUCCAGGAGUGGGAAUCCGGCAAGACGGCAUUGGUAAAUCAACAUGACCGUCUCAGUGUCGGAGAUCACUCAAGACCUUCCAGCACCUUUUUGAUGCCCAUGUCACCCACUCCGAGCCUUGGGGGCUCCACGGCAGUGGAAGGCAGUCCAACCGACGCACUCAAAGCCUUGAACGGCGAUCAUCGGCCGGAUCUGACGCAUACUUACGAAGAUGAAGAGAUCUUCGAAGCUGUUGUCCUCCCCGGCUCCCGAAAUAAGAGGAUGUCUUUGACCCGAGACGAACGUCUGGCCCGCGUCCGAGAAGACCGUGUCAGGCAAGCUACCGCUCGCGAAAAGAUGGACGCAAGCAACAAUAUGCUCAAGGAGCUGGAGAUGGUGAUUAAACAAAGGCCUGGGAAUCACUCUUCCAAGCGAGUCACCAUGUUGGAAGCUCGUUUGGAACAGGCCAGUCUGCUGAAGCGCGUGGUCGACGCUAUCAAGGACCUCGUCCAAGACUGCAACUUCGACUGCAAUGACUCCGGAAUCGCCCUGCAGGCCAUGGACAACUCGCACGUUGCCCUGGUCUCCAUGCUGCUCCGCGCCGAGGGUUUCUCUCCCUACCGCUGCGACCGCAACAUUGCCCUCGGAAUCAACCUGCUCUCCCUCACCAAGGUGCUCCGCGCCGCCCAAAAUGAAGACAUCCUGACCCUCAAGGCUGAGGACUCACCCGAUGCCGUUAACCUCAUGUUCGAGAGCGCCGAGACAGAUCGUCUCAGCGAAUAUGAUAUCAAGCUCAUGGAUAUCGACCAAGAGCACCUGGCUAUUCCCGAGACCGAGUACGCUGCUACCGUGGAGAUGCCCUCUGGCGAGUUCCAGCGUAUUUGCAGAGAUCUCAACGCACUUUCCGAGUCUGUCGUGAUCGAGGCCAACAAGGAGGGCGUCAAGUUCUCCUGCAGCGGUGACAUCGGUAACGGCUCUGUUACCAUCCGCCAACACACCAACGUUGACAAGCCCGAACAAAAUGUCACCGUCAACAUCUCCGAGCCCGUCGCCCUGACCUUCUCCCUCAAGUACCUCGUCAACUUCUGCAAGGCCUCCAACCUGUCCUCAUCUGUCGUCCUCCACCUUUCCCAGGAGGUGCCUUUGCUUGUCGAGUACGGUCUCGGAAGUGGCCACCUGCGCUUCUACCUGGCCCCCAAGGUAAGCUAUCAUUCCCCAAGGUCUCGGCGAAGACGAGUAAACGGACUAUAUGGGGCGUUGAAGGGAUAG